Messenger RNA from Linum tenue, 1826 nucleotides. NCBI's taxonomy places the organism in Eukaryota, Viridiplantae, Streptophyta, Magnoliopsida, Malpighiales, Linaceae. The record is from the annotation of a GenBank genome assembly.
GAGGUGGGGAAGGGCCACGAAAGCCAGAGAGAGGGAGAGGGGGAAUGGCCAGGAACAGGAAGGAAGCCGGGCUUAGGGUUUGACUGAGUGGGGGAAGGAAGCCGAAGAAGAGAGCAAAAAGCGAAGAAAUUCAGAAGAAGACUGGAAGGUGGCUGGCGGUGGUGGUUUAGAUCUGAGACCCCGAGGAAAUUGUAUUUCUUUUUCUUUCCCUUUCUUUUUCAAUCGGGUCUUAUCAUUCUACAUCAUGAUCUGAUUGACCAUUUCUGUAUCUCUCCUCUUUUUCUCUCUCUGUCCAUCCCACUCACUCACUAUAAUUACCCAAAAAGUCGCAAAACCCCAACUGAAAAAUGCCUUCUAGGCCUUACUUCCACAAGAUAAUUCUCCCCAGAACCCUUCAGGACAGGAAGCUGCUGUAUGCAGAGGAUCCCAGAUAACUUUAUCAAGAAAUUUGCAAAUGACCUCACUCCACUUGUCAGGCUCACUGUUCCGGAUGGUCAUGUGUGGCGUAUAGGAAUAGUAAAAGCUGACGAUAAGUUUUGGUUUCACGAUGGGUGGCAUGAUUUUGUUGAGAGUUACAAGAUUCGUGUUGGCUACUUGCUGAUUUUCAGAUAUGAAGGAAAUGCAAUCUUCAAUGUUCAUAUAUUCAAUUUGUCUGCUUCUGAGAUAAACUAUCAAACUAACACUCUCAGUGGGAAAAGAUGCCUUCUAUUUGAUGAUUUGGAAGACGAGGACUCUGCCGAUUACUUGAAUCCAUUGUCAGUUUACCAAGUUCCCUACACAAUGAAAGAAGGAAAUCCGCAUUUGACAAGAGUAACGAAUGUUCCACAACCAACAACUCAGCCCGCUGGGGAUGGGAAUCUUCAGUUUAAUGCAUUUGAUCAACGAAAUGCUUCAGAUGCGCCACCACCAGCAGCCGUAAAAGUUCCCAAGAAACGUGGAAGAAAAAGGAUAAAGCCUGAUCCGAAUGCAGAUGAGCAACAACCACCCUCCUCCCCAAAAUCCCAAGAAGAUGGAGAAAUGCGCUUGAGAUUCUACAAAAGUGCCUCGGCGAGGAAGAGAACUGUGACGGCUGAGGAAAGGGAAAGAGCGGUAAAUGCAGCCAAAACAUUUGAGCCAGAAAAUCCUUUCUGCAGGGUUGUGUUGCGACCAUCUUAUUUGUACAGAGGUUGCAUUAUGUAUCUACCAUCCUGCUUUGCAGAAAAGCAUCUCAAUGGAGUUUCUGGAUUCAUCAAGCUUCAGUUCACCGAUGGGAAGCAGUGGCCUGUUCGAUGUCUUUAUAGAGGAGGGAGAGCUAAACUGAGCCAGGGAUGGUACGAGUUCACGUUGGAGAACAAUAUGGGCGAAGGAGAUGUCUGCGUUUUUGAGCUGAUGAAAUCGAGGGAUGUUUUGCUGAAAGUUACUGUGUUCCGAGUCAUGGACACUGCUGGCAACUACCUCAACCACCAUCGAUCUUCUCCUCCUACUCCUUUGGGGCACUAGAAUCUUAAGCUGGGGAUCCGCAUCAUAGAUCAGGAAGGCUGGAAGUGGUGAGGACUUCGUUCCUCUCUCGUUGCUGUUGAUGAUUGUCUAUCAUGGCACGUUUCCUUCUGCUACUUGCAAUCCUGUUGAUGAUUGUCUAUAUAAGAAAGAAAGAAAGAAAGAACCACCAUAUGCAAAUUAGCAGGAAGCUUCUUCACUUGUUAUUUUAGGGGUGCUUUUUCCGCAUCGAUUUUUGUGUGGGUUUGAUUAGGGCUGUAAAUAGGUUGUUCAAUCAAAGAAGACAUCAAGCUGGACCAGGACCAUCAGAUCUUUGCGUGGCAGCUAUGAUUCAUGUUUAAAUUUUUAUG